GAUAAGAUCCAGAGGAAUAGGCCAGUGGAAGACCAAUAACAGCUGUUCUUCUUUUCCCCGACCACAACGUCACUCGACAGUUGAUUCAAAUCCUAUAAAUUCCAACUGCUCUUCUUCAUUUUCAAUAUCAAACGUUUCUUGCCUUAUUCGAACAAUAUCUGCUCUGCUCAACACUGACUCUUCCACGACGUCGGAGAAAUGGCUGGAGGGUUUGUCAGUCAAACGCCGGGAGUUCGAAACUAUAAUUACAAACUGACACCUAAAGUGUUCAUAACAUGUUUCAUCGGUGCUUUUGGUGGUCUCAUCUUCGGAUACGAUCUCGGGAUCUCAGGAGGGGUAACCUCAAUGGAGCCGUUCUUGGAAGAGUUUUUCCCUCACGUGUACAAGAAGAUGAAGAGCGCACAUGAGAAUGAGUACUGUCGUUUCGAUAGUGAGCUUCUCACUCUCUUCACUUCGUCUCUCUAUUUAGCGGCUCUGGUCUCUUCCUUAUUCGCCUCCACGAUAACCCGAAUUUUUGGAAGGAAAUGGUCUAUGUUUCUUGGUGGUUUCACCUUCUUUGUCGGCUCUGCUUUCAACGGCUUUGCCCAAAACAUAGCCAUGCUUCUCAUCGGUCGUAUUCUACUCGGUUUCGGUGUCGGAUUUGCCAAUCAAUCUGUUCCGGUUUAUCUGUCGGAAAUGGCACCUCCGAAUCUUAGAGGAGCGUUCAACAACGGGUUUCAAGUAGCAAUCAUAUUUGGUAUUGUUGUUGCAACGAUCAUCAAUUACUUCACUGCACAGAUGAAAGGGAACAUUGGGUGGAGAAUCUCCCUAGGGUUAGCUUGUGUCCCUGCAAUGAUGAUCAUGAUCGGAGCUCUGAUCCUUCCCGACACUCCAAACUCCCUCAUCGAACGUGGCUUCGCUGAAGAGGCCAAGGAAAUGCUUCGAUCUCUCCGAGGAACCGAUGAAGUGGAAGAAGAGUUUCAAGAUCUCAUUGAUGCAAGCGAGGAGUCUAAGCAAGUGAAACAUCCAUGGAAGAACAUCUUGCUUCCACGUUACAGACCACAGUUGAUCAUGACUUGCUCCAUUCCUUUCUUCCAACAACUUACCGGAAUCAAUGUCAUUACAUUUUACGCUCCCGUUCUGUUCCAAACCCUAGGGUUCGGUAGUAAAGCCUCGCUCUUAUCAGCUAUGGUAACGGGUAUCAUCGAGCUCUUGUGUACCUUCGUCGCUGUUUUCACAGUUGAUAGGUUUGGAAGAAGAGUCUUGUUCCUCCAGGGAGGUAUCCAGAUGCUUAUCUCUCAGAUCGCUAUUGGAGCCAUGAUUGGAGUUAAAUUUGGAACAGUUGGAACAGGGAACAUAGGGAAAACAGAUGCUAAUGUUAUCGUGGCACUGAUCUGCAUCUAUGUAGCGGGUUUCGCCUGGUCAUGGGGACCGCUGGGAUGGCUGGUCCCUAGUGAGAUAUCUCCACUAGAGAUCCGAUCAGCAGCACAAGCCAUAAACGUUGCGGUCAACAUGUUCUUCACAUUCCUUGUAGCUCAGCUCUUCCUUACAAUGCUUUGUCACAUGAAAUUUGGACUAUUCUUCUUCUUUGCGGUGUUUGUCUUAAUUAUGACAAUAUUCAUCUACUUGAUGUUGCCUGAGACGAAGAAUGUACCAAUCGAAGAGAUGAAUAGAGUGUGGAAGGCACACUGGUUCUGGGGAAGGUUUAUUCCUGAUGAAGCUGUUGGUGUUAGUGCUGCUGAGUUGCAACAAAAGGCGGUGUGAUGAUGAUGAUGAUGGAACAAAGUUUUCUUUGGGCAAAAGACUUGUGAGAAAACAUGAAAAGAGAAAGGUGAUGAUGAUUCAAAGGAUGAAAUAAGAAUGAAAUGUCGAAUAAUGUGUUUAUUCUUGAAAGAAAGCUGCUCUGCUUUUGUAAAGCAGAGACUUAGCUUUCACUUAGUUUGUUCUUUCUUCUUUAUUCUUUCUUCUUAUUAAAUUUCUCUUUGUUGCAAUUGAAGUUUCGACCUAACAUUCCUGUUAGUAUUUAUUUGGAAAAAAGAGUUAUAAUGUUAAAUCGAGAAACAAGAAUAGUCAACGGUAGAUAUUUCAGCUGUAUCAGAAAGUGCUGGUUACCAUUUUCUUAUAUGAUUGGAGUAACCGUUUCAUCGAGGACGUAUCUGCUCCACCUUCUCUCUAAAAGGAACCACCGCAUCUCUGUCCGUUUUCCGGCGGUCGCUGCCACGGGCGGCCGCUGGACAUCCGUCCGUUGUUGUUUUCUUUCUUUUUUUCGCCGUUCCGUCCCUCUAUCCUUCGUCGUCCCUGUUUCUCUGCGGUUAGAGGGAGUCGUGUGUCUGGAUCUCAGAUCUGGUCGACCCAAAUACAGAUCUGGGUUUGCGAUGGCUGUGGUCGCUUGAGGAAGGCUUCUACCAGUACUGUGUCUAACCUUCGUCCGUCUAGGGUUUCCAGGUGGUUUUCCCGAGCUUCAGGUUCGCUUCUCCGAGUGUGGUGGCGUGUGCAGCUGGAAACCCAGAUCUGUAUUUGGGUCGUCUUGCUUCUUCGGUGUUGCGUUUGUGUGUCGUGUGAGGCGCUGUGUUGUGUGGAGUUGGGGCUCUUGGUCCGCCAGAUUCUGGUAGGCUCUGUGUCUCUCUGCUUUCUCUGUGGUGUUGCCGCCAUCUUGGUGGCCAUUGUGGAAAGGUGAGUGAGGUUUACAAGUGUAUGUGACUUGACGUAUUGCUUGAGCUUGGGAGUUCUGCUUCUUUUCGUUGAAGUCAUCUUCAGUGGUUUUGAUCUUUGACGAUAAGAACCUUUGCGAGACCAUUUCUAGUGUUUGAAAGGAGAUAGAUGUUUUUUCUGGAGCUUUUGCUUCAGUGAUGGUCGAUUGCCGCUGAUUUGCUCGUGUUAAUGUUGGAUUUGGAGUGGUUUUUAUCUAGUUACCGGCUGUUGAAUAAGACGUAGUCGGGAAGCUUUCUUAGGCUUUGCCUUAGGGUGAUGGUAUGAUGGUGCGUAUGAGGCGCGUGGAGAACUCUUUCAAGGUCCAAUGGCGAGACUUAGUUGGGAUUGAAGGGUGUUUACAGCGACGGUUAAAGAUUCUAACCUCUUUUAGUUCAGUUAUAUGUAUUGGUGAUGUUCGUGUGCUUCCAGUCCUUCUUGUUACUCCUUUCUACUGGUGUUAGUGGGUGAUGAGGUCUCGCUAGGUAAGUUCAUCUUCGAGUGCAUGGUUGAGCAUUCCUUGCUGAAGCUUGGUUAUCACUCUUCUGCCUUUUGUCUCCUUUUUCUUGGUUAUAUAUUAGCUUUAAGAGUGUGUGUUAUUCUUUUGGCUCCGGGUGGUACUUGUUACCUUGCCGGCUCUUGGCUUCGGGUGGUACUUGUUACCUCGCCGACUCUUGGCUUCAGACAAUAUCGUUAUUGUAUGCGUGUAACCGAAUGUUUGAUAUAAUCUUAAUCUACCGGAUGA
Brassica napus (rape) is the source of this 3412-nucleotide messenger RNA. Its product is annotated as sugar transport protein 4-like. Gene Ontology annotation, cellular component: membrane. The coding region runs from base 199 to 1743 and encodes 514 amino acids. Gene Ontology annotation, molecular function: monosaccharide transmembrane transporter activity. The record is from RefSeq and is a predicted model, not a curated record. Lineage: Eukaryota; Viridiplantae; Streptophyta; Magnoliopsida; Brassicales; Brassicaceae. Gene Ontology annotation, biological process: monosaccharide transmembrane transport. The transcript is spliced from 4 exons.